AAGGGAAUGCGGAAUAGGUCGUUUUCGAAUUCAGUAUCGUAUAGCGAAAACGACUCGCUUUCGUCAAGUCGCAACGAAUUGGAAUCCGCCAGCAGUUCCCAAGUCAAUUAAUUGACACGUCACACGUGUCACGAAGGCAACUUGUUUAUUUUGACACAUGUCCAAUCAUCAACAAUCGAUCAACUCACAUAAUUUUUAUUGAAUGUCAACUUUAUUUAUCCAUGGUAUGCAGUUCCCCUGAGCAAGGUUUGUCACCCAACAACAUAAAAAAAAGUUCGAACAAAUUUUGCUGCAACAAGACCAGUAAACCAUUAUCUAUAAAUUGGUAGUGAUUAUGUCGGCAAUUGUGAAAAUUGAACCAAAACAUGAAGACGAAGUUAAUGCAUUUGUUGCUAAUACGCUUUUCCUUACCAAUGAUGUUUUCCCAACCAUAAAGCAUGAACUCGAAGAGACCAGAAGCACGGAUUAUUUUAACGAAACUUUUGAUCUAAAGCAGGUAGAUAUCUCCCAGUUACGCAAACUUUCUGAAGAUUCUCUUUAUACUAAGCGACAAGAAGUUUCAAAAGAUUUUAAUUGUGUUCGAUGUGAUUAUGCAACGAACAAUAAAUCCAGUCUUGCAGUACAUCUUGUAACGCACAUGACUUCUAAGGAAUUAAAAUGUGCCCACUGUGAUUUUGCAACCAAUUAUAAAUCCAGUCUUACAGCACAUCUUUUGACUCACACGACUUCGAAGGAUUUAAAAUGUGCCCACUGUGAUUAUGCAACCAAUAUUAAACGCAAUUUGAAGCAACAUCUGUUAAAGCACAAAACCCGGAAGGAUUUCAAAUGUACCCGCUGCAAUUAUGCAAGCAAUUUUAGAUCACGUUUUAAGAUUCACCUCUUAACACACAAGACUGGUAAAGAUUUUAAAUGUAGCUUGUGCGGUUACUCAACGUAUAUUAAAGGCAAUUUCAAAAGACAUUUGCUAACACACAAGACUUGCAAAGAUUUAAAAUGUGUUCAUUGCCAUUACUCAACGCAUUCAAAAUCCUAUCUUAAAAAACAUUUGGUAACGCACAAAAAGUGUAAAGACCUAAGGUGCUCUCAAUGUGAUUAUACAACAAAUCUAAAAUGCAGUUUGACUAAACAUGUGCUAACCCACAAGAUCUCCAAAGAUCUAAAAUGUUCACAUUGUCAAUACGCAACCAAUCGAGCAUCACACUUAAAAGCGCAUUCAAAAGUACAUCUGUUAAUACCCAAGAUCUUUAAAGAUAUAAAAUGUGCUCAGUGUGAUUAUGCGACCACAAACAAAUACAAUUUAAAGAAACAUUUGUUAACCCACAAGAUUUUCAAGGAUAUAGUAAGUACCCCAAUACCAAAUAAAUACAUUUUAAAAACACAUCUGUUAACCUACAAGACACCUGAAGACUUUAAAUGUACUUUGUGUGAUUACUCAACCAAUGCUAAAGGCAAUUUGAAGACACACAUGAUAACGCACAAACCUUCUAAGGAUUUAAAGUGUACCGAGUGCGAUUAUGCAACCAAUUUUAGUUCCUCUUUCAAGAACCAUGUCUUAACACACAAGACUUCUAAAGAUUUAAAAUGUGCGCACUGUGAUUACGCAACGAACAUAAAAUCCUACUUAAUGUCACAUCUGUUAACACACAAGACUUCCAAGGAUUUAAAAUGUAAUCGGUGCAAAUAUGGUACCAAUUUUGCUCGUGCUUUUAAAAUACAUAUGUUAACACAUCUAAAAAUUUAAAAUGUGCGCAUUGUCAUUAGGAAAACUUAAACAUACUACCUGUUAAAAAAUGUGCCCCACAAAUAAAGGUAAUUUGAAGAAACACCAGGGCAAGGAUUUUAAAAGUAUUCAAUGCGAAUAUACUACCAAUUUUAAAUCCAAAUUUAAAAUACACUAUUUUAGUGUGAUUCUGGAACUAAGAAUAAAUUCUGCCUGCAGAAACAUUUUGUUGUGAUGUUUUCUAUAAAACAACAGUUCAACUAAGACUAACAAAAAUAAUGUGAUAACAAGUAGGUAAUGUGAAUUAAUACUAAAAUUGUGAAUUUUUGUCUGAAUUUUUUUUGCGAACGAUUCCCAAAUCCUAUAAGCUCUUCUGUUUCUUUUUUUAGAUCGUUUGUUAGUGUGAGAAAGUUUUUUUGCUAAACCCGGUUUACUUUUUUAAAUUGUUUAUUAAAUUUUUAAAAAAAUAUGAAUUUACAUACGCAUUUAUAAUACCUAUAGAACUGGGAGUAAUGGUGUGGCAAGCAGUUCAUGUUUAUAGUGGUACAAACGAUUAAAUAUAAUUAAAUUUAAUGUAUUUUGUUAAUUGUAGAAUAUAUAGUUUGUAUACUAAAUGAAUAUUAUAUGUAUUGUUAGUAAAAUACCAUAUAUAUACUUCUCUUAUAUAUAUGUAAAAUACUUGAGUUUU
Photinus pyralis (common eastern firefly) is the source of this 2408-nucleotide messenger RNA. Its product is annotated as zinc finger protein 43-like. Gene Ontology annotation, biological process: regulation of transcription by RNA polymerase II. Gene Ontology annotation, molecular function: DNA-binding transcription factor activity, RNA polymerase II-specific; RNA polymerase II transcription regulatory region sequence-specific DNA binding. Bases 335 to 1741 code for a protein of 468 amino acids. The transcript has 2 exons. Gene Ontology annotation, cellular component: nucleus. NCBI's taxonomy places the organism in Eukaryota, Metazoa, Arthropoda, Insecta, Coleoptera, Lampyridae. The record is from RefSeq and is a predicted model, not a curated record.